AAAAUGGGGAACUCCGAGAGUCAAUACACCCUUCAAGGAUCUAAAAAUCAUAGCAAUACUAUUACUGGUGCUAAGCAAAAGCCUUGCUCCCUGAAAAUACGCAGCAUUCAUGCAAAAGAUGAGAAGUCGUUGCAUGGAUGGAGUCACGGAGGUGGUGGAGCAGGUUACAAGUCCAGGUCCCUGGCCCGGAGCUGCCUUUCUCACUUUAAGAGUCACCAGCCUUAUGCAUCAAGACUUGGGGGACCCAUGUGCAAACUCUCCAAAGGCACUGCCUACUCCAAGCACAGGGCGAGCGCCCCAGGAAAUGAUUUCCAGGGCCACAGUGCUGCUUUCUCACCUGAGAAUGGCUUCCACUAUGUUGGCCAUGAGCCGGCGGAUAACCACAUCACCUCGAGAGACUGCAACGGACACCUUCUCAACUGCUACGGGAGGAACGAGAGCGUGGCCUCCACCCCACCAGGGGAAGACCGCCGGAGCCCCAGGGUGCUCAUCAAGACCCUGGGGAAGCUGGAUGGGUGUUUAAGGGUGGAGUUCCACAGUGGCGCCAACCACAGCAGAGGGCCCGCAGGGGACCCCAGUGGACCUGUGCAGCUGCUGAGAUACUCGCCCACCCUGGCCCAGGAGACCUCCCCUGUGUCCGAGGCCACAAGGGACUCCAGUGCCGGCUCCCCCGCCAGCCAGCGCCCUUCUCCCACCGACUCUCACCUGCGCUCCAGCAAGGGCAGCUCCCUGAGUUCCGAGUCGUCCUGGUACGACUCCCCCUGGGGCAACGCUGGGGAGCUGAGCGAGGUGGAGGGCUCCUUCCUGGUCCCCAGCACGCCCGAUCCCAGCCUCCCCAUCAGCUUCCCACCAGGUGAUGCCAAAAAGCCUUUCAACCAAAGCUCUUCCCUGUCCUCCCUCCGGGAACUGUACAAAGAUGCCAACCUGGGGACCCGCUCCCCCUCCGGCAUCUGCCUUUCCGAUGAGUACAUCGGCUCCCACACCUGCCUAAGCAACCGCGUUUCCUUUGCCUCCGACAUUGACGUGCCCUCCAGGGUGGAGCACCGGGACCCUGCCCAGUACGGUUCCUUCACCCUCCCCUGCCGCAAGUCCAGAGCCUUCACCGAGGACACUGCCAAGAAGGACACCCUCAAAGCCAGAAUGCGACGGAUCAGCGACUGGACCGGAAGCCUGUCGAGGAAGAAGAGGAAACUCCAGGAGCCACGGUCCAAGGAGGGCAGCGACUACUUUGACAGCCGCUCUGAAGGGCUGAAUGCAGAUGUGCAGGUGCCCCCUCCGGGCUCUGCGCUGCUGUGGCCAGGGGGCUCAGCUCACGUCCUGUCUCAGAGGAGCGAAUCUGCUCAUGCGAUUGGUAGUGAUCCCCUGCAACAGAACAUUUAUGAGAAUUUCAUGAGAGAGCUGGAAAUGAGCAGGACCAACCCAGAGCACAUAGAAACAUCCACGGAGACCGUCGAGUCCAGCAGCGAGUCACUCAGCUCCCUGGAGCAACUGGAUCUGCUGUUUGAGAAGGAACAAGGAGUGGUCCGGAAAGCCGGGUGGCUCUUCUUCAAACCCCUCGUCACUUUGCAGAAGGAGAGGAAGCUGGAGCUGGUGGCACGGAGGAAGUGGAAACAGUACUGGGUAACUCUUAAAGGUGAGUGCCCUGUGACCUGCUGUGGGCGGCAGGUGGCCCCGUCUUCCCCUGUGCUUGCCUGGGAAGUGCCAGUGAGGCAGGCCACCAGCCAGACAGACCUGGAAAACUGGGUCACGGCCAUCCACUCUGCGUGUGCAUCCCUUUUUGCAAAGAAGCAUGGGAAAGAGGACACGGUGCGGCUGCUGAAGAGCCAGACGAGAAGCCUGCUCCAGAAGAUCGACAUGGACAGCAAGAUGAAGAAGAUGGCGGAGCUGCAGCUGUCUGUGGUGAGCGACCCCAGGAACAGGAAGGCCAUCGAGAACCAGAUCCAACAGUGGGAGCAGAAUCUGGAGAAAUUUCACACGGACCUAUUCAGGAUGCGCUGCUACCUGGCCAGCUUACAAGGCGGGGAGCUACCGAACCCCAAGAGUCUCCUCGCAGUCGCCAGCCGUCCCUCCAAGCUGGCCCUCGGCAGGCUGGGAGUCUUAUCCGUGUCUUCUUUCCAUGCUCUGGUGAGUUCCUUGGGAGAGGAUCACAGUGGCUCUCCUUCUCCAGCUUGUCCCCCUCAGCUCCAAUUUUUAAACACUGUAAAAGGGUGGAUGCCAUAUGAACUUCUCAGAGCCAUUUUUUUUUUUCUCUCUUUUACCCCUGUCUGUCAGAUAUUUGAUUCGAAUAGCGGCCAUGGAUUUUCUGGAACCCAGCAACCUCAGAGCUCCACCAACUCCAGCGAGGUGGAUGAACUUCUGCAUCUAUAUGGGUCAGCAGCAGAUGGUGCUCCCCGCAACACCACGUGGGAAAUCCAGGCUUACAUUCACUUUCAGGACAAUCAAGGAGUCACUGUAACCAUCAAGCCAGAACACAGAGUGGAAGACAUUUUGACCUUGGCAUGCAAGAUGAGGCACUUGGAACCCAGUCACUAUGGCCUUCAACUUCGAAAAUUAGUUGAUGAGAGCUUUGAGUGCUACAUUCCUGCCCUGGGUGAAUACAUGCAAGAACAGGUUUAUGAUGAAAUAGAAGUCUUUCCACUAAACAUUUAUGAUGUGCACCUCACGAAGACGGGGAGUGUGUCUGACUUUGGGUUUGCAGUCACAGCCCAGGUGGAUGAGCACCAGCAUCUCAGCCGGAUAUUUAUCAGUGACGUUCUCCCUGAUGGCUUGGCAUACGGGGGAGGAUUGAGAAAGGGCAAUGAAAUCAUGACCUUAAAUGGGGAAGCUGUGUCUGAUCUUGACCUCAAGCAGAUGGAGGCCCUGUUUUCUGAGAAGAGCGUUGGACUCACUUUGAUUGCCCGGCCUCUGGACACAAAAGCAACCCUGUGUACUUCCUGGUCGGACAGUGACCUGUUCUCCAGGGACCAGAAGGGUCUGCUGCCCUCUCCCAACCAGUCCCAACUGCUGGAGGAAUUCCUGGACAACUUUAAAAAGAAUAUAGCAAAUGAUUUCAGCAAUGUUCCUGACAUCCCCACGGGUCUGAAGAGGAGUCAGACCGAUGGCACCCUGGACCAGGCGUCACACAGGGAGAAGAUGGAGCAGACGUUCAGGAGUGCUGAAGAGAUUGCUGCGCUGUGCAGGGACUUUACCGACCCCCAGACCAACAGCAUGGAGGGACCCAGGGAGAGCCAGGACCCGCCUCCAAGGCCACUGGCACGCCACCUCUCUGAUGCCGACCGCCUCCGGAAAGUCAUCCAGGAGCUGCUGGACACCGAGAAGUCCUACGUGAAGGAUCUGAGCUGCCUCUUUGAAUUAUACUUGGAGCCGCUUCAGAAUGAGACUUUUCUUACCCAAGAUGAGAUGGAGUCGCUUUUUGGAAGUUUGCCAGAGAUGCUGGAGUUUCAGAAGGUGUUUCUGGAGACGCUGGAGGAUGGGAUCUCGGCCUCCUCUGACUUCGAUGUACUGGAAACCCCCUCGCAGUUUAGAAAACUGCUGUUUUCCCUUGGAGGCUCUUUCCUCUAUUACGCCGACCACUUUAAACUGUACAGCGGAUUCUGUGCUAACCACAUUAAAGUACAGAAGGUUCUUGAGCGUGCCAAAACCGAUAAGGCCUUUAAGGCUUUUCUGGAUGCGCGGAAUCCCACCAAGCAGCACUCCUCCACCCUGGAGUCCUACCUCAUCAAGCCGGUUCAGCGAGUGCUCAAGUACCCUCUGCUGCUGCGGGAGCUCGUGUCCCUGACGGACCACGAGAGCGAGGAGCACUACCACCUGACAGAGGCACUGAAGGCAAUGGAAAAGGUAGCAAGCCACAUCAAUGAGAUGCAGAAGAUCUAUGAGGACUACGGGACCGUGUUUGACCAGCUGGUAGCUGACCAGAGUGGUCCAGAGAAGGAGGUAACAGAACUUUCCAUGGGGGAACUCCUGAUGCACUCUACAGUUUCCUGGCUGAAUCCGUUUUUGUCUCUAGGAAAAGCCAGAAAGGACCUUGAGCUUACGGUAUUUGUUUUUAAGAGAGCUGUCAUAUUGGUUUAUAAAGAAAACUGUAAACUGAAAAAGAAACUGCCCUCGAAUUCCCGGCCUGCGCACAACUCCGCUGACUUGGACCCGUUCAAAUUCCGCUGGUUGAUUCCCAUAUCGGCCCUUCAAGUGAGGCUGGGGAACUCGGCAGGGACAGAAAAUAAUUCCUUAUGGGAGCUGAUCCAUACAAAGUCAGAGAUAGAAGGACGGCCAGAAACCAUCUUUCAGCUGUGCUGCAGUGACAGCGAGAGCAAGACCAGCAUCGUGAAGGUGAUCCGCUCUAUCCUGCGGGAAAACUUCAGGCGCCACAUCAAGUGUGAGCUACCUCUGGAGAAGGCGUGCAAGGAUCGCCUGGUCCCACUGAAGAACCGCGUUCCGGUCUCAGCCAAAUUAGCCUCGUCCAGGUCUUUGAAAGUCCUCAGGACCUCUGCCAGCAGCGAUUGGCCCAGUGAGUCCAGCAAGGGCCACUCUCUGGACUCAGACGAGUGCAGCUUGAGCAGCGGCACCCAGAGCAGUGGCUGCCCUGUGGCUGAGAGCAGGCAGGACUGCAAGAGCGCGGCUCCCGGGAGGGACCCCCACGUUGGCCCAGCAGAGUUUCCAGACAGUCUCAUCAAAGAGAGCGAUAUUCUGAGCGACGAAGAUGAGGACUGCCACCCGACACUGAACCAGGGCAGCCCUACCAAGGACAUCGAAAUUCGGUUCCAAAGACUAAGAAUCUCUGAGGAUCCUGACCCACUCCCGGCUGACCACCAGCCGGGCACCAGGGCUGACGAGGGCCAGAAGGGAGGGGAGCAGCCCAAGCUGGUCCGGGCCCACUUCUGCCCCAUUAAACGAAAAGCAAACAGCACCAAGAGGGACAGAGCGACUCUGCUCAAGGCGCAGACUCGUCACCAGUCCCUUGACAGUCAACCCGAAAACGCCAACAUUGAUCUAAAUUUGGUUCUAGAGCGGGAAUUCAGUGUCCAGAGCUUAACUUCGGUUGUCAACGAGGAGUGCUUUUACGAAACAGAGAGCCAUGGAAAAUCAUAGUGCAGCUCGAUCCAGACUCAUGACACUGAUCCUUGACUUUUAAAAUUGGUGAAGUGGAAACUGCAGAAAGACCACUACUGGGUUUUGUGCAGUAUAUAUUUUCCCACAAAAACAUUGUAAAGAUUUAAGUUAUUUUAAUUUAUUGUGGACCAGAAAACCAGAUUAAACUGGUCAGAAUCUGUAAAUUAGUUUAUAUCCCUUUUUGAGCAGGUAUCAAAAUGAUUUAGAAUCCUUAAAAUAAAAUUUCAUUCUAAUUACUUUAAGUUAUGUGGAAAAAGUAAGGUCGGGGAAGUUGUGAUUAAUAGCUUUAAAGGGAUCCUUUUUUCCCCCAGAAGCUUCUGGGCAUUUUCUUUGAGCUGUUAGUUUUUGCUUUAUUUAAAGCAAAUUUAAGUUAUUUUAAUGUGGUUUAGGGGCACAAUGUGCAGAGAUUUCAUUUUUGUAAGGUUGUAAUAGAUGCUGUUUAUACUAAACAUGUCAUAUCUAUGCAGUAUAUAUUAAAAGAAAGCUGGUACUGUA
Molecule: messenger RNA, 5601 nt
Organism: Ictidomys tridecemlineatus (thirteen-lined ground squirrel)
Lineage: Eukaryota; Metazoa; Chordata; Mammalia; Rodentia; Sciuridae
Source: RefSeq, a predicted model, not a curated record